AUGAUGGAUAAGUACUCGGCAGAAAUAGUCGAUGAGCUGACCAAGAAAAAAGUCAGAAAACCUGUAAUUGAUGAAAAUAUGCUGAAGCUGCUGCUUAACCUUCUAUGCGUCAAGAAGCGUCGAACAGACCUGGCUAAAUAUGUUAAUGAGCCAAAGCAGAGCUCCAGUUCCUCAAACGGGUCCUGUCAACAGGGUCGACGAUCAUCCACACCCCCUUCGCCCAAGGCGAAUGGCUGUCGAGGUUCGGGCUCGCACUCACCAAGGCGAAACCCGAACGAGGGGUCAGGCACGAAAAAUUCUGGUACCCAGAGAGACAGGUCUCCUUCGCAAGAGUCACAGUCGCGCUACUAUCAGUGCAACCACCUUGGCCACUAUGCACGGAACUGCCCGAAUAAAAGGCAGGGAAACAAGAGGAGGCAGACGUAA
Messenger RNA from Copidosoma floridanum, 426 nucleotides. RefSeq lists its product as uncharacterized. The record is from RefSeq and is a predicted model, not a curated record. Lineage: Eukaryota; Metazoa; Arthropoda; Insecta; Hymenoptera; Encyrtidae.